Molecule: messenger RNA, 1431 nt
Organism: Lactuca saligna
Lineage: Eukaryota; Viridiplantae; Streptophyta; Magnoliopsida; Asterales; Asteraceae
Source: the annotation of a GenBank genome assembly
GUAACAUUAAUGGCGUCCUUUCUAAUCAUUAUAUCAUCAGUCCUUCCUCUAUUCCUUAUCUUCAUUCUUUCUAAAUUUAGAAACCCUAGAUCAAAACUUCCACCAGCCCCACGUGGACUUCCCAUAAUCGGAAACUUGCACCAGCUCGACACCUCCAACCUCCCCGACCAUCUAUGGCAACUAUCGAAACGCUACGGCCCACUCAUGUCCCUGCGCCUGGGUUCUGUCCAAACGCUCGUUGUUUCUUCCGCACGAAUGGCCAAAGAGGUCUUGAAAACAAACGAUGCGAUCUUUUGUAGUAGGCCUGUUCUUACAGGCCAAAAAAAGAUCACCUAUGGCUACAAAGGUUUGAUUUUGACGCCUUACAAUGAUUACUGGAGAGAAAUGAGAAAGAUUUGCACUCUUCAUCUUUUCACUUCGAGAAGGGUGCUUUCGUUUCGUGGUGAUCGUGAAGAAGAAGUCAUGCUCAUGAUCAACAAAAUAAAAUCCCAAAUCGUCACUUCUUCUUCUUCUUCAUCACAAGUAGUGGUGAAUUUGAACGAGAGUGUGAUGACUGUUACAAGUAUGAUCAUUUGUAGAAUGGCUUUCGGUAAGAGAGAUGGACCAGAAAUGAGUCGGUUUCAUGGGCUUCUUUUGGAGUGUCAAGCGGUGUUGGUGCACUUCUAUUUUAGGGAUUAUUUUCCAUUGAUGGGGUGGAUUGAUCAUCUCAACGGGAGCAUGGCUAGGCUUGAGAAGAAUUUCAAAGAUAUGGAUGCGUUCUACCAACAACUUGUGGAUGAGCAUUUAAAUUCCGAGAAUAGGCCCAAGAACAUGCAACACGAUAUCAUUGACAUCUUGCUUCAGCUCAAGAACGACAACUCUUUUUCACUCGAUCUCACUUUUGAUCACAUCAAAGCAAUAGUCAUGGAUAUAUUCUUGGCAGGUACGGAAACGAGUGCAUCUGUAGUUGUAUGGGCGAUGACUUUACUCAUUAAGAACCCGAAAGCUUUAAAAAGGGUUCAAGAAGAGGUCAGAAAUGCAGUAGGCAACAAAGGAAAGAUCGAUGAAGAUGACUUACCAAAACUCGACUACUUGAAAGCGAAGACUCUGGUUUAUGUGAAUUCAUGGGCCAUUGGGCGAGAUCCGGAAUAUUGGGAAAAACCAGAAGAGUUUGAGCCAGAGAGGUUUUUGGGUAGUAGCUAUGAUUACAAAGGGACGGAGUUUGAGUUUAUUCCAUUUGGUUCGGGUCGAAGAGGGUGCCCGGGAAUGUCAAUUGGAGCUACCACCAUGGAAUUGAUCCUUUCGAAUCUCCUUUACGCUUUUGACUGGAAAUUACCCGAUGGGAUGAAGGGAGAGGAUGUAGACACCAUGACAACUCCUGGGCUUGUUCUCCACAAGAAAAAUGUGCUUUAUCUUGUUGCAGUUGAUAACAAAAUAGAUCCAAAUAAUUAG